Molecule: messenger RNA, 849 nt
Organism: Lathyrus oleraceus (garden pea)
Lineage: Eukaryota; Viridiplantae; Streptophyta; Magnoliopsida; Fabales; Fabaceae
Product: pentatricopeptide repeat-containing protein At1g53600, mitochondrial-like
Exons: 1
Coding region: 1-849 (282 amino acids)
Biological process (GO): RNA modification
Molecular function (GO): RNA binding; protein binding
Source: RefSeq, a predicted model, not a curated record
AUGGUGCAUAACCCGAAUGGAGAUCAAAAUCCAGUGCAAGCUGCUGCCAUGAGAAUUGCAUCCCGCAACUGUAUGCUUUCAGUUGGUGCACAAGAAUCCUGCAAUAAAUCCAUAACAAAAUCACAGCAACAUCAACCAAAUUAUGGUCGAAACGGCAACGUUAAAGCAGCAGAAACAAUAUUCCACAGAAUGUCCCAUAAAAACACUAUCACUUGGACAGCCAUGAUCAGGGGAUUCGCAAAGGAUGGAAGAAUUGGAAAGGCCAUUGAACUGUUUAAUAUGUUGAAAGAGAAAGAUGAUUUUGUAUGGAUAGUUAUUAUAUCCGGUUUUGUGAGUAAUGAUGAGUUCGAGGAGGCUUUGCGUUGGUAUGUUCGGAUGAAUCAGGAAGGGUGCGGGCCAAAUCCUGUAACUAUUAGUAGUUCUUUUGCUUCUUCGGCUGCUUUGGCGGCACUGAAUGAAGGGCUUCAGAUUCAUUCCCAUGUUCUGAAGAUGAACCUGGAACAUGAUCUUUCGAUACAAAAUUCUCUUAUAUCAUUCUAUGCCAAGUGUGGAAACGUAACCGAUGCCUACAAGAUCUUCAUAAACGUCGACGAACCAAAUGUUGUCUCCUGUAACUCAGUUGUCAAUGGCUUUGCACAAAAUGGCUUUGGCGAAGAAGCUCUCGAUAUUUAUAAAAGAAUGCAGAAUGAAAGCCUUGAACAUAACCAUGUUACUUUCCUUGCGGUUCUUUCAGCAUGUACUCAUGCAGGACUGAUUGAAGAAGAGGGAUGGAAUUUAUUUAACACCACAGAAUCAAACCAGCGCUCACCAAUUACUGCAGUAAACAAAAAUAAUUACUGGGUCGGUUAA